AUGAAAACUUCCCCUUCGCUGCCUUCCCACGGCCGGGGCGAUUUCCCACGCGGGACGGGCUCAGGGGCGCCGCGCCGGGGUGUCCGGCGACCUGGGCGCCCCAGCGCGCUCACGCAGCUUUGCAAGAAAGUGGCACACGCGAUCGCCACCUCGGCCCGCCGCGCCCGGCCCGCCCGCUCCCAGCCCCGCGCGCGGGCUUCCGCCCCCGCCGACCCUCCAAGCGCCGGGCUGACCCCGCGCCCUCCCGGCCGCCGCGGGAACGCCGGGCCGCACGGGCUGCCUCCUCCCCCUCCCGCCCCAGAAUCGCGCCGAUCCGCUCCCCCGGGCGCGGAGGCGGGGAGGGAGGAGCCCCCGCUCCUGCUUCCUGCUCCUCCCGCCCGCAAGUCCGCCCGCCUGCCUAAAUUCCGAGCGAGGGCGGACGUCCCUUCUCCCCGGGCUCCCGAGCCGGCCGCGUGGCUCCGCCUCGCCCCCAUUCAUCCCGCCAAGGUGAACCGCUGGGAGGGAGGACGCCCCCGCCUAGCCCGCAACGUGCGUCGCUCCAGAACCCAAACAAUGCUUCCCCCGCCUUCCGCGUGCGGCCCUCCGCCCAGCCCAGCCUCGCGCGCAGCGCCGCGCGCAGGGAACCGCCUGCCCGGGCCGGGACCCCAUUGUUGCCCGGCGCGGGCGAUGCCCGGCGUCCGGGGGCGGUCCCCGCGAGCGGUCCCGCAGCCUCCGCCAGCGGUCCCGCAGCCUCCGCCGGCCGCCGGAGCCGGCUCCGCCCACACCUUUCCAAGUUAG
Messenger RNA from Kogia breviceps (pygmy sperm whale), 777 nucleotides. Its product is annotated as basic proline-rich protein-like. The record is from RefSeq and is a predicted model, not a curated record. The transcript is spliced from 2 exons. NCBI's taxonomy places the organism in Eukaryota, Metazoa, Chordata, Mammalia, Artiodactyla, Physeteridae. The coding region runs from base 1 to 777 and encodes 258 amino acids.